AUGUAUUACCUCCCUGUUUCAGAAGAACUCGACGAAGAUUUGAAAUCAAGUCUCCGGAAACACGUCGAAACGCAGAAACUUGUUUUGAAGCAAAAUCAGGUAUAUUUUUUCUAUUUUUUUUUAUCAACUUUAACAUCGUUCACUUUUCUCAAAAUUAUCCCUCUCCUACUUUUUAUCAGUUAUUCAGACAUCGAUAAUACUUAUACCGCGAAUGAAAAAGAAAUUUCUGUUUUUAGAGGGCAACUUUGGGAUGUUACCAAAAAAAAAAAACGCCUCUUCAUCUUUUCAAUUUUGUUCAUGAAGAGAAUUCGGGUCAGAUGCGGACAAAACAUUUUUCAAAAAGCUCUUCAUUUCGCUUUGUGUGCCUCGGAAAAAUGAGCUGAGUGAUUGACGUCGGUUGUUUUCCGACGAAUUUCUUUUUGGUCAUCGUUUAGUUCCGAGGCCCACCGAUUCCUUUUCGUUCUCUUGCUUCAAUCUGUAUUUGUCGAGUUGCCUCGUGUUUGAUCUGAAAGUUAGCGUUAUACGAGGAAGUAAGUUAAAAAAAGUAAUAAGUGUGCUAUGGAAUAAUGAAAGUCGAAUAUUUUAUUGAGUUUUAAACUUUUUAGCUGCUCCAAAUAUCGCAGCAUCGCUUUGUUUCCGUUGCUCUAACUCUAAUUGAAACAAUUUUAUUCACCCUUUUUCUAGUUUUUCCAGUAAAAAAAUAAAAUGCAUUUUUUUCUUUGCUAACAGGUACAUCUUUGUAUAGUUGAACACGCCUUAUUCACUUUUUUCGUUUUCCGAUAGAACAACUUUAAUAAAUGGGAAAAACAUCAACGAAAAAAACGCUCUCUAUUUUCCUCCUUCAGCCACUUGUAACGUGCAAUUUUCUCUGUUGCAAUAAGUUCCAGCUCCUCUCAGAUAUUCUGAUCAUUAUUUGAUGUUUCAUGGGAAUUGCAGAAAGAGAUAGUGUUGGUCGUGGAUGGCCGUUCCCUGCGACAACUCGUCGUUCUAGAGACCAAGGAGUCGCCGAAACGUCUUCUCGUCGUCGGACCCAAAGACGUCAAAUCCAGGUAUUUCAUGAAUAUUUUCUAGUUACUCUUCCUUUCUGUCGAAUACUACUGAGCUCCAUUCACGCUGAAUAUUUUUUUUCGCUUUUCUUAUUGGUUUCACCUCUCACAUCUUCUGAUUCUCGUCUUCUCCCAGCUCAUUCACACUACCAAUUAGUCGUCGCGUCGUCCAUUAUCUCGAUUUUUUUUUCCAUUUUCGAGCUGCUUUUCUCCGUUCAGCUCACUUUUUCUGGCGUUUCUUGCUCAGACGAUGACAGAUGGGACCAUUAGACUUGUUCUCGUCAUUUUUCUGCAUUUCCAGCCUCAGAUUCUCGAUAUGUAAACUGCGGCAAUCUCCUAUGCCUAUUUCAUGUCUUUCAACCUUUUAUCUCAACAAAGCGGAAUAAUAGGUCUCAAGAGACUAUCGUAUCGGGAGAUUGUAGAAAAAAAUAUUUUAUUUUUCAUUUCGCAGAUCUUCAACUUUCAAAAACUGAACAAACGAGAAAGGCAAUGUGUUAAUUAAGCUCCAUUUUAGUAGUCUGAAAGAAGCUUCUACCAAUUUUUUUGAAAAAUUUCCCUCUGUCUCUAGAAAAAAAUUCUGAAGUUAAAGAUGACAGCGUUGCGUUAAUAAAAUAUUGAAUUGAUUUCUAUCAACUUUUUGUAUUCCAUUUUUUUAUGGUCAAGACCAUAGUGAACUCUUUAGUUUAGACGAACAUGCCAAAAAUUUAAAAAUUAUUUUGAGCAAGUCAAAAAAAUUCAGUUUAUUCUAUAUGAUAAUCAAAAAUGAACUUUCCAAGUUAUCGCUUGAAAAUGUUUGUAUAGAGUUCAAAAGAGAGGAAGGAACAGCGGAUGAAUGUUUUGAUUGGAGGAGAGUUAGCGUUUGACGGGCCGAGAAAAAGACAACAACAAAUCGCCAUAUCCGGUGAGUAAGAGAGACGGACAAUUCGCGCAGAGCAAAACGAGAGCAAAAGCGAGGCGAACAAAAAAAGAAGUCCUGGAGCAAGCGCGUGUCUCAUUUUCCGUGCCCUUCUAUUUACGAGUCCCUCCCAUCAACUUCUUCCACUUUCCGCGCAAAAAACUCGCUGUUGUUGUUUUCUUUUGAAUUUUUAUUUUUGCAAAUAAUUUUUCGUUUUCUUUUUUCCCUUUUUCCAAAAAUUUUUGUCGUCAUUUUUUCUAAGAUCACAGAUAGUUCAAAAAAUGUCACAAUAAGAAUCUAUCUUAAACACCAGUAUCGCUCUUGAACAAGCUGGAUUUUUUCUAUGACCAAAACGGCUAACGUUGUUUCUUCGCGAGUUCCGAGAACUUGGAGAUUUUCUCCUUUUUUUUUUCGAAUUUCACCGGAUUGAGUCUUUGGACUUUGGGAACACUUAUCUCGCUUGAUUUUUUUUUUCCGAAACGCCGUUUUAAAAGUCGUGAAUCAAUAACAGCAACGUUCAAAGGUUUCGCUGGAAGCUUUUAAACAUAAAUUCAUUAUUUGUUCGGCACAAGGAUAUGAAAGAAAUCGUAAAAUAGCGAUUCAUUUACAACUCAAUUUUAGUUAAAAGCUCAUUUAUUCUCCAUAGCUUCUAGCGCUUUUUUUGGUAAACCGGAAUAAUUGAUAUGAAAAGGACGCACUAUUUCAGUAUACUAGGUUUAUAGCGUGACCCGUUGUAAGCUGAUAUGGGCGCAGGGAGCGCGGCCGCAGAGGAAGGAUCCGAAACUCAGAGCUUUUUUUGAUUCUUUGCCUCGUCUAUUCCCUUUGAAUCUUUGUUCGGAUCACCUCAAAACUGAAAGUUUAUGUUGAAAUCGCAUGAGACAAGAACUUUCUGACAUUCAAAACCUUUUUUAUGCUAGUUAGCACUUCGAAGACUCUACAAGCCUGAUUAUUCUUUUUUUAAAAAUUAUAUUUUUUUGAGAUAGGACCUUGGUGUUUUAAAAAAGACGCAUUCAUGAAGUAAUUUCAAAGUGUUGAGUCUCGCAAUCAUUUUCAUCUUUGUUUGUAGUUGUUGCUCCAUUGGAAAUUCAAUCAGACGUUGAUGCAGAAGCGGAGGAAAGCUGCGGAUCGGCGACAGUGUGAUUGCCGUGGGCGGUUGGUUCGAUGAGGCCGCUUUGGGCAAUCGAGUGAACGGAGAAGACACGAAAGACAGCGGCGUCGGUCCGCAAGAUCAACGACGGACUCUCGACCAACAGGUAUAUCUCAUAAUUCAUCCCAAACUCCUUUUUUCUUUUUGUCAGAGUUCAGCAAUCAAAGUAAGAAGACGAUUAUAGUUUGAAAACGUGAAGCUCUUACCGAACAUACAUCGGCAAACCAUUUUUAAAGGUCGUCAAGCCCUCCUCCUAAUUUUUCGUUAAUUUAAGUAAUUAAAACCUCCGGAAUUUGAAACUUACGCUUAUUUUUUUGUUAACAUCGUCUCCCUGAGCUUGAAACUAGUUUUUAUAUCUAAUUUUUAAAAAUUUCUGUGAGUCAACAUCUCCUCUUGGCCCAAACGAGUUCAGUACUCGCUCUUUUAUGUUUCCAAAAAGUACUAUUUGUAAAAAUCCGCGGUAGUGUGCUGACCAUCUCAUCUUUCUGGGGAUACUAAUAAUUGAAAAUUUCAUUGUUUUAAGCGUUAGAACAACAAAAAAACAGCUUUUCCAUGUAUAAACUCUGGCGGAAGUCGUAAGCACGUCUUGGCAUCGCUGAUUUUCAGAUAUAUAAUUUUUUUCAUGAAAUAAAAAAAUCGGGGUCUUGAAAGCACCUAUAUUGGAGUAACCCGCUGUGAAACCAAAGCUAGUGAAGGCGUGAGCUUUUCUAUAGAUCAGCAAAAUUGCUCUACAAUUCCAAUCUGAAAUGAUAUUUUCCGACAAGUUUAAAAUAAAAUAAAUUAAAUCUGUAAUAAGGUAUUCAUUCCAGAAACGGAAUUUGAAAAACUCGAUCCUGAAUAUUUUUACCUGCUUCAUUCGUGAAGUCUGAAAUGAUUUUCAACAUUUCUUUUGAAUCAUAAGAGGAAAAUUUCAUCCUCAUAAUUUUUUUCCGAUCUUGAAGAAAGUUCAAAGCGUAGGUAGAAAGUUCGAUUGAAAAUUCGAGGUUUCCAUUUUUCUAGAAAAAAUAUUACUGUCGCGGUUUACUGAAAUUGUCUCUCUAUUGUUAGUGAGGAUUCAUUCGUCUUGAUAUACGGUUUUCCUUCUCCAUUGAUAUGAAACCGUAUUUAAUUUUGAUGGCGUAGAAGCGGUUAUACCAUGUAUGGUAACAGUAGACAAUGGACGACAACAUAGAAGACGUUGCAGGAGAGUGGGGGCGGAGCCGAAGAGGCGAAGACGCCGCCGGCGAUUCUCGACCGGCCCGACAAGCCGCAGUUCGUUGGCUUCGCUGAGCAGCAGCCUGACUCGCAGCGCAUCGGCCUCGCCGUUGUCCGCGAGACAACGCAAAUGGUGGUUCGUUCUUUGUCCCUUCACAACUUCCGCCGUUACGAGUUCAAGUCAGGAAGGACGAAUAUCUGCUCCUUCCUCCGUUUGUCCAGUUACUGCUUCUUCUAAUGUUCCUCUUUUGUUCUCAAGCUCCUGAGUCUUUUGAUCCUUCACUUAACAUAGUAAAGAAACAUUUGAAAACUAUAAUGAAGUGAAAUUUUUUCUCCAUAAAAAAGAGACUGCCGAAAUUUUCUUGUUGACACGACUCGGAAUAAUUCUCUAAAUUUAAUGAAUCUCAUUGAAUAAUAUUCAUUUCUAGAAUUCGCAGUAUUUUCGAAUUAGAGUAAAAAAUUUUUUGAAGAUAUUUUUAUUUUAGAGAUGGGUUAUUAUGCGCUUUUAUCAACUUUACAGAAAGUCUGUUUCCGAAAAAGAGUAUUUAAAGAUGAAGUUUCGUGUAGUGUAUUAAUCUACUAUGUUUUCGAACUGGUUCCAAGUAUAAACUGGAAGAAAUGCAUCGAAAAGAUACGGAGCGGAACCUUUUUUGCUGACGAAAGGGCUUUGGCCGGUGAGCGUCGUCACAACCGACUCUCCUGCAUUGUUAAGGAGCUAGACGACCUCACAAGCCGUCGAAAUUAGGUGGCGGGAGGUUCUGAAUUUUGAUUGAGUGCCUCUGUCGGCCUCGUUGUGUUCUUAAGACAUUUUGAUUGAGCGGAAGCAGUUUAUUAGGUGCACUUGUAUUGGUCAACCAAAAAAUCCUUCGGAAAUGUUUUUUGUAAUUUGAAAGAUUGCUCGAGAACACAAUGAUUCAUUUUUUCGCUUUUGAAAAAAUCCACCCUGAACUUAUUAUUCAGUGAAAAAAAAAAAAACUAAACUUGGCGCGAAACAAGUCUUCUUCUAAUCUUCUUGCGAGCAUUUUUUGAGCCAAUUUUCGUAGAAAUAUCUUUUUGUGUUCUGAAAAAGAAAUUGAUUAUUUUUUCCUCUGGGCAUUAUGAAAUAGCUUUUUCAAAAAACCACAUUAUUAGGCUGCGAGCUUUUGAUUAAGGUUUUUUUUUCGGUGGAUUCUUCUAGAAUGGGUCUUUGAAUAUUUCAUUGAGCAUGCAAAAAAAGCAAUAUUUGGAAAGAAAAGACGAUUCAGAGUCGGGUUUCCUGCUAGUUGGAUACUUUUUGACGUGCAAGAUUCUGUGGAGAAAAUGUGUAAAUCGCACAUUUUCCUUUCUUUUAUCGCUUCGUAUUCAAUUUUCCGGGCCUCGAUGCCCUUUCACGUUUCCUGUUGAAGGAUUCAAACUUCUCUUCUUUUUGAAAUAGAAUAUGCAAAUCGCUUUGUGUGAGCGAUGCUCGUCUAAGUUGGAACAGCUUGGCUGCAAAUAUGAGCAACAGACUGAUGUGAGAGAGUUCAGUCAAGUUAUCUGGAAGCGUUCAAUGCUGGACCGUUUCUGUUCAGAAUGCUUCAAUUUAUUGUAAAAGAACGACGUUUGAGAGAUCCGAACGAAGACAAAAAAACCAAACAAGAAAUUUUUUUUUCUCAAGCCAAGCGUUUGUUUUUUCCCAUGCGAGUGCCACUCAUAAACAUAGAAAACGAGCUUCAACGCACUUUUUGUUGCUGACAGCAACACGUUGAAAAACUGAGCUUUAAUCCAAGGGAAGUUGUAGAAUCUCUGGUGAUCUUUCAUUAGGAUUCAGGAUCAACAUUUGUAGAAGAUAAUAUAAUUUUUGGCGAAAAAAAACACGAGUAACGUCUGUAUUUUUCCAAGAUCGCGGUUAGGUAUAAUCAGUGGAAACCUUUUCUUUGAGAUGUUAGGGGAAAAUCAUGAAUCAGCUCAAAUUAAUCUAUUGUCCCAAUAUUUUGCUUUUGGGUAUGAUAAAUCAAAGGAGCAAGGUUUUUGGGGUGACUUGACGUCGAAAUAACGAGGCAAGGCAUGGGACACGUGCAGCCGGACUCACACAUGCACAGAGAAGUCGCUGACGGAACGUGAUAACGACGCGGAUACGAGGCUGAGACAAGAACACACGGCUGUCGGCUUGCAGGGAAAUAAUAAGAAUUACUGCGGUACUCCUCCACCCGCACUAUUUCGCCGCUACGCCCACCGGUUCGAAUUUCCCGCCGCCAAGGUGAAGCCUUCCACCUGUGAGCCGCAAGUCCGGCAUGUCUUUGGAGCGAUCUUGCUGAACAAUAUCUAUUUCCUGUUGUGCGACUGA
This is a messenger RNA of Caenorhabditis auriculariae, 6587 nucleotides long. NCBI's taxonomy places the organism in Eukaryota, Metazoa, Nematoda, Chromadorea, Rhabditida, Rhabditidae. The record is from the annotation of a GenBank genome assembly.